GGAGGGAGCGCCACUAUGGAGGCGGUGCGGGCGCAGCGCCUGCAGCCUGGGGUGGGCGCGGGGCCCCGCGGGGCCCGACCUGGCCUCACCGGGGCCCCCGCGGGGCUGGGACCGGGAACGGGGUCGGGGCUGGGGCUGGGGCUGCCGCCCCCGCCGCCCCCGCUGGGUUUGCAGGGCCCCCCCGCGCCCCCAGGGACCGGGGCCGGGGCCGGGGCCGUGCCCGGGCCGCCCGCGGUGCUGCGGGAGGCGGUGGAGGCCGUGGUGCGGAGCUUCGCCAAACACACGCAGGGCUACGGCCGAGUGAACGUCGUGGAGGCGCUGCAGGAAUUCUGGCAGAUGAAGCAAUCGCGCGGGGCCGAGCUGCGCAACGGGGCCCUGGUACUCUACGAGAUGGUCCCGGCCGCCAGUCCCCCCUACGUCUGCUAUGUCACCCUGCCGGGAGGCAGCUGCUUCGGCAGCUUCCAGUUCUGUCCCACUAAGGCUGAGGCACGCCGGAGUGCAGCCAAGAUCGCACUGAUGAAUUCCGUGUUCAACGAGCAUCCUUCCCGCCGGAUCACUGAUGACUUCAUUGAGAAGAGUGUCUCUGAGGCCCUGGCAUCCUUCAACGGUGAUCGAGAGGAGGCAGAUAAUCCCAACACUGGCAUUGGUGCCUUCCGCUUCAUGCUGGAGUCCAACAAGGGAAAAUCCAUGCUGGAGUUUCAGGAGCUGAUGACGGUUUUCCAGCUGUUGCACUGGAAUGGGAGUCUGAAGGCCAUGCGGGAGCGUCAGUGCUCGCGCCAGGAAGUUCUGGCUCACUAUUCCCACCGUGCUCUGGACGAUGACAUCCGAAACCAGAUGGCCCUGGACUGGGUGAACCGAGAGCAGAGCAUUCCAGGCGCCCUUUCCCGGGAGCUGGCAGCCACCGAGCGGGAGCUGGACGAGGCCCGGCUGGCCGGGAAAGAGCUGCGAUUCCACAAGGAGAAGAAGGACAUCCUGUUGCUGGCGGCUGGCCAGCUGGGCUCAGCUCACUCCUCCGGCUGCUGAAUGCCAGGCUCCAGUCUUGGGAUCCCUCCCGGUGCUCCUGACACAUUUUCCUGAAUCCUGGCCCAUUUGCACAUUUGGAAGAAAUUUAGGGAAAAAGCUCCUGAAUGGAUUUUAGCAGUUUCAUCCCAGUCUUUAGAGCUGCUCCUCAGUCUCCUCAUUGCCUAGAGAAUUUCUUAUUGCCUUGAGAACUCCUUAUUCCCUAGGAAACUUUUUAUUCCCUGGGAAUUCCUCAUUCCCUACAGAAUUUUUUCUGUUCAUUAAUUUUGGGCUUCAGAUCGCAGGUUUUGCCCGCUGCGCACUCCAGUGGUGCUGGAAUGGUCUGUGGAAUCCAGUGUUUCCUCUGGAAAAGCCCUUUGGAUCCAAUGCCAGGAGGGGUACCCUCCAUCCUCUAGCAGAAAGGGAUCAACUAAACCUCCUUGAUAAGCUCCUUCAUGAAAUCUCAGUGGAUGCCAACACACGUGAUAUCCAAAGGGAUUGAAAACUGGGGUUUGGAAUUAAAUCUGGGUUCAGCCCGCAGCAUUCCAGUCCCAAGCAUGGCAGGAUUUGCAGUUCUGUCUGUGGCCAAACAUCAGCUCUGUCCUUUUCAUGGAAGGUUGGAAAAGUCUUGGAGGAUUGGGGAAUGAGGGAGAGAUCUGCACUAGUCAAUCCCUAUUCCUUGUAUCCAUAGCCAUAUUGAAUUUAGACUAUAUUUAGAUUUAGAAACCCCUUYUGUGACAUGAAUUGUUCAAACAGCUGCAAGCUCACCUAAGAAAAUGGCGGUUUAUCCCUGGAAAUUUCCAUUUUACUCCCCUUUUCCCCAGAAGCCUGGGAAUACAAACUAAAUUCCAAGCCAGAAUUCCUUCUUCACCCUAGUUUAGAGCUUUUCCCACUUCCUAUUCCCUUAAACCCUUUGGAUUCCACUAUUCCCACCCUGCUUCUUCCUUCUGCCUGACUGCAGGAUAUUCCAGCAGUAAUCAUUGUUUUAGGAUAAAAUUGGAAUAAUACCAUUAUCCGUAGGUACCCCACUUUUAUAUCUCCAUCCUAAUGAGCCUGUUUGGGGGGUUAUAUAUUUUUUAUACUUUCUAUAACACUAUUAAUGUUUGAUGUCGCUGGAAGGGAUUGGAGGUGUGGGGUGUCAGUUUCCUGAAAUAUUGGAAGAACUGAAUUUAGGAAUAACAUGGAGUUAAUCCUGCAAUUUAUUCCCCUGAUUGUGCACAUGAGGGAAUCCCUGAGGCUCCUCCCAGCACUUCCGUUGGCGGGGCUUUCCAUCGCUUGAGGAUUUGGAGUUUGGAGGCUCCGGAUCCCUUUGGGAGGUGUUAGAUGAACAAAUCCAAGUUUUCUCAGUGUGGAAAAAGUGCUCUUUAUCGAGGCAGUGAAUUAAGGGAAUCCGGUGGUAUAAGCACUGGCAUGGAUUCCAUACAAUAAAACCAGCGAUUUUGGUUAACUUUGGU
Molecule: messenger RNA, 2453 nt
Organism: Malurus melanocephalus (red-backed fairy wren)
Lineage: Eukaryota; Metazoa; Chordata; Aves; Passeriformes; Maluridae
Gene: LIX1L
Product: limb and CNS expressed 1 like
Exons: 6
Coding region: 16-1023 (335 amino acids)
Biological process (GO): autophagosome maturation
Cellular component (GO): cytoplasm
Source: RefSeq, a predicted model, not a curated record